Molecule: messenger RNA, 1405 nt
Organism: Closterium sp. NIES-67
Lineage: Eukaryota; Viridiplantae; Streptophyta; Zygnematophyceae; Desmidiales; Closteriaceae
Source: the annotation of a GenBank genome assembly
GGCAUCGUCUCCCACUUGCGUUCUGAACAGAAGCCAGUUGGCUAAUUUCUAUUAGAAAUCUAGUACUUUCUACGCCUGCGAACACUUCCGCGGGUCCAGCUGAUAGUGCCGCCAACCCUUCCAUCACGGUGUUUCGGCACAGCACUGCUGUGAUUGGAUCGUCACCAUGCCGAUUUCACGCGCCGCUCUCUCUGCCGCUCUCCUGGCGUGCCUGUUUGCGCUUCUCGCUCUUUCCCCCGCAUCCGCGGCCGCUCAAAGCGCGUUCCUCGUGGCGAAAGCCAAGACGCUGCGCGCCGCCGCAGAUCAAGCGGCGGCGGACCUGAAAGUCGCUCAAGCGGACGCCGCCAAACACGCGGACGAGGUAGCCGCCGCCACUCAAGCAUUGAUCGACCUGCAGGGCCCGGAUCCGACGCUCGACAACCUCGUUUCAAGCGUCUCCGACGUAAAUGGUAGCCUCGCCGACGCGCAGUACGACCUCGACAUCGCGAAUAAGAUCCUCGUUCUGCGCGUCGCGGAUCUCGCGGCUUUCAAGGCGGACCCGUCGAAGCACCCGCAGAUCCCGGCGGCGCAGAAGGCGGUCAGCGACGCGAUUCGGCGCGCGAGCAUGACGUCCGCGCUGCUGCAAGAGUGGAAGGUCGUCGUGGCAGAGGCUGCGCAGACUGAGGCGGACGCGCAAAAGGCGGUGAAUGAAAACCCGUCGGAGCCGGCGACGCUAGCUGCACUCGCGGAAGCGCAGGACUUGCGGAAAUCCGUUGAGGAGGUGUUUCCGGAUAUGGUGGCGCAAGAUCAGCGCGCGCAGGCGCGGCUGGCCCGCACGCGGAAGGAAUUGAACGAUCUGGUUACGCUGGGUCCGCAGGGAGAGAGUGUUUUCCAAAUGGCGGUGGACGACGCGAAAGCCGCAGUUUCCGUCGCCCGCCAGGUGUACGACGACACGUUCGCGGCUGUCGUCGACGCGCAGCAAUCGAUUAGCGAUUACCAGACGAAGAAGGAAAAGGCGGUUGCUGACGCGAAGGCGAGUUUGGCGAAGGGAAAGCAGAGCCAGGCUAUCACUGACAAGAAGUUGACUCAGCUUACGGAUAAGCUCAAGGCUGCCCUGGUGCAAGCUGACAAUGCUGAGAAGGCUGCUGGAAUCAGCAAGGCCACCUAAACAGGCUUCGGUAAAAAGCUCGAUCAGUGUGGGUGUAUCAGUCUACACCCAUCCCAUUAAUUUCAUUCAUGCAUAGCGCUGAUGUCUGCACUUUUAUGUGUGAUGAUCACAUACGCAACAACGGCACAAGCACUGCUCUGCCUCGAGGUGUGGCUCUUCACCUUGGGAAAUAAGCGCAUUUGGGAUCACGGUAGCAUGUUUACUGUUGGUGAAUGAGCGGGUGGGGUCUAGGGAAGCCCUGUUUGUCCUUCUUUAUUU